AUGAAUGAUACGUUAGCAGCUAGGGGUUCUACUGUGGAAACAUUACUUCAAGAACAAGAUUACAUUGGAAGGGUUGAUAAUGCAUUCAAUAAGGCUACUAUUAAAAUCAACUUUUGGAGGCAAAGAAUGAAGGAAAGUUGGAUUGCCGAGGGAGAUUUCCCUACGAAGCUCUUGUAUACUAGAGUUAGAGUAAGAAAGAAAAAGAAUGAGAUCCUUACACUCAAAGAUCAAGAUGGCAAUUGGGCCGAAGAUCAACAUCUAGUAAAGGAAUUGGUUGUAGAUUCACUAAAGGAGGUUUUCAACUACGAUCGUCCUAUAUCUCAUGGCGAACUUGACAUUGUUCUCAGGGAAUUAGAUUUACCUCAAAUAACCUCUAUACAAUCAGCCAACCUUGUUAGGCCUUUCUUGGACUCUGAAAUUAAGACUGCUAUGUUUGCAAUGGAGAAUUCAAAAUCUCCGAGUCCAGAUGGGUUUACUACAGCUUUUUACAAAUUACAUUGGAAUAUAGUGGGUGAUUCUGUUUGUGCUGCAGUCAAGAGUUUUUUCACCAUUGGAUUUCUUCUGAAAGAAUGGAAUUACUCCCUUCUGGUCAUGAUUCCGAAGAGAGAUAUUACGGAGGAGGUCGGACAUUUGAGGCCAAUAAGUCUUUGCAAUACAAUUUACAAAUGUGCUUCAAAAUGUAUGGUAGCACGGAUGAAGUCCAUCUUGCUAGAUAUUAUCUCUCAGUCUCAUCAAGCCUUUAUUUCAGGAAGAUUCAUGACACAUAAUAUUCUUUUUAGUCAUGAGCUCAUUGAGAAAAUAAACCAGCGUCGAAGAGGUCAAGGGUAUCUAGCCUCUGUCAAAAUUGAUAUGAGCAAAGCUUAUGACAGAGUUCACUGGGACUUCUUGCUUCAUAUCCAUAGGUCUUUUGGAUUUCCAAGCCAAUGGAUUCAGCUUAUCCAUCAAUUUAUCUCAACGAUCUCAUACAAAGUCCUUAUCAAUGGAGAUACUUCAGAUCAGUUCAGGCCAAAUUGUGGCAUUCGUCAGGGAGAUGCGUUAUCUCCCUUUUUGUUUCUAUUUUGUAUGGAUAUUUUUUCCCGUAUGCUACAAAUAGGUACAGAUAUUCGUCAGUUUCAGGGGAUUAAGUUGACUAGAGGAUGUCCAGAAAUUUCACAUAUCUUCUUUGCGGAUGAUGCACUCCUUUUCUUCAGAGCAAUGACAGACAGUUGUUCAUCAGUGACAAACAUAGUCAACAGCUUUUGUGGUAUUUCAGGUCAACAGUUAAAUCUUCAGAAGUCUCAUUUCAAAGUAAGCCCAAACACUCCAAUGGAAGAGCAACGAACUUUUAAAGACUUGUUAGGUAUGGAGAUGUUUAUUGUGGAUAAGGUUGCAGCUAAGGUUACGUCAUGGAACACGAUCAACCUUUCUCAAUCACAAAAGCUAAUUUUGAUUAACUCUGUUCUUAUUCCAAUGGCGUCACAUGUUCUUAGCUGCUUGGAGGUUCCCAUUUCUGUUGCUUCUAAGGUGGAUGGAAUUUUUACUCGCUUCUUUGGGCUAAAAAAUGCAAACCUGAUUGGUAAUGGAAGAAAGGUAGUAGCAUGCAGAGAUAGAUGGGUUUAUGGUCAAAUCCCAGAAUACAAAUCAGAAGUUCACCUGUGUAAUGUUCGUAAAUGGAAAGCUAGCCACUUUAUUCUACCUCUGCAUGCAGGUUGGAAUCAUCAGCGCAUCAAUGAAAGCUUUGUAUUUCACGAUGCCUGUCGUAUAGUUGGUAUGGAACUACCGGUUGAAGAUAAGAAGGAUUUUCUUUACUGGCGUUACCACGUUUCAGGUAACUUUACAGUUAAAACUUCUUACACUAUGCUAGAUUCUGAAGAUGUUUCACAACUACAUAACGAUUCCAAUUCGGAGCUCUACACAUUGCUUUGGUCAAUGGACAUUCUUCCAAAAUGGAAGCUCUUGUUUUGGAAAAUCUUCCAUAAAGGUCUUGCUACGAAAGUAAAUCUUAAUAGGCGUGGUAUUGAAUUACCAGUUUCGUGUGAUUAUUGUGCAAGUGAAGCGGAAGGCCAUCAACAUAUUUUUAGGUUUUGCGUUCUAGCACAACAAGUGUGGAGGGGUGGAUCGUUAGCUAUCCACUUAGAAACCGAGGAAACUACCUCCUUUAUGGAUUGUACAAUAUGGGCACUCUGGAUAGCCAGGAAUAAUAGGGUUUUCAGAGGUGAUACAACCAACAUCACUACAGUUCUGGUCAUCAUUAAGGAGGGGGCUGAUAAACAGGGCUUUCUAAAGAAAAAUAAAGAUCACCACUUGAGCUUCCUUCAUCCUCCAGAGAUCAUUUCCACUUAUCCACCAGGGUUCUGUAGAAUUAUCAUUUCUAAUACGGGUGCCGAAGGUGCAAUAGAUAUGAUUCUAGUUGACGGUUCUUGGCAUAAUCAUACCCGCAAUGCAGGAAUGGGAUGGUAUUUGGAGGGGCAACAAGAGAAUGUUCAUAGGAUCCUCGGUGGAGCUGCGUCAGGAACGACCUUUUCUGCUUUGCAUUUGGAAUCUUUGGCUUGUUUAUAUGGGUUACGGUGGGCUGUGCAUGCAAGCUUUCAUAAGGUUACAAUCCUUAUUGAUUCCCAGUCGCUAGUAGAGAUGGUGAUAAAAGAAGAGUUGAUUGAUGUCCAUUUGCUUUGGACUGUUCCAGAGAUUAAAAUGGUUGGGAAAACGUUCCAAUGGUGUAGUAUACAGAAGGUGGAUCGGUGCAGAGUGCAGAGAGCUCACGAUAUCGCGAAGGGAGCAUCUACAACUUUAUAA
Molecule: messenger RNA, 2772 nt
Organism: Spinacia oleracea (spinach)
Lineage: Eukaryota; Viridiplantae; Streptophyta; Magnoliopsida; Caryophyllales; Amaranthaceae
Exons: 4
Coding region: 1-2772 (923 amino acids)
Molecular function (GO): RNA-DNA hybrid ribonuclease activity; nucleic acid binding
Source: RefSeq, a predicted model, not a curated record